This is a messenger RNA of Seriola dumerili (greater amberjack), 1441 nucleotides long. It is a transcript of the gene cadm2b, whose product is annotated as cell adhesion molecule 2-like. The coding region runs from base 196 to 1425 and encodes 409 amino acids. NCBI's taxonomy places the organism in Eukaryota, Metazoa, Chordata, Actinopteri, Carangiformes, Carangidae. The transcript is spliced from 12 exons. The record is from RefSeq and is a predicted model, not a curated record.
ACUCCUCUGGAAAAGGCAGAGUUCAUCAAUGUAACUCCGGUCAGUCCGAAACUGCGCCGUUUACCUGGAUAAGUCCAUCCCGACGAGAAGAGAGAGAGAGAGAGAGAGAGAGAGAGAGAGAGAAAGAGAGAGAGAAAGACAAGAGACUAACCGAGUGGAGUGUCGACGUCAAAUUGUGAAGGAAAAGAGAAGAAUAUGAUUGUCCAGCAGCACUUGAUCUUCAUCCUUUACAGCCUCUGUGCAAGCGUCUUUAAAGUGGCUGGGACAAAAAGCAAAGCGAAAGGUAGCCAAGGUCAGUUCCCCAUUACUCAGAAUGUGACGGUGGUGGAGGGGGGCACAGCCAACAUGACCUGUCGUGUGGAUUACAAUGAUAACACUUCCCUCCAGUGGUCAAACCCUGCACAACAGACCCUGUUCUUUGGAGACAAGAAAGCUCUGAGAGACCACAGAAUCGAGCUGGUGCGAGCCUCAUGGCAGGAGCUCACCAUCAGAAUUAGUGACGUCAGCCUGUCAGAUGAGGGCCAGUACACCUGCUCGCUCUUCACCAUGCCUGUCAAGACCACCAAGGCCUUCCUCACUGUUCUGGGAGUCCCAGGACGGCCGGAGAUCACAGGAUUCACCAAGCCUGCCACAGAGGGGGAUGUAAUCACCCUGACGUGCACCACAUCAGGCAGCAAACCAGCCGCCAACAUCCGGUGGUUCCGAAAUGACAAGGAGGUCCAAGCUGGCACCAAGGAGGUGAAUGCCACAGGAAAAUCAUUCACAGUGAGGAGUAGCGUCCAGUUCCAGGUGGACAAACGGGACGACGGCGUCGCCUACACCUGCAGCGUGGAGCAUGUGUCUCUGUCCAACCCCUACAUGACAACUGAGGUCCUGGAGGUCCACUAUGCUCCCCAUCUGGAGAUCACACAUUCACUGAUUAUUCCACAGGAAGGGCAAUACUUCAAAUUGGAGUGUAUUUCCAUAGGCAACCCGAUACCUGAACCGGUGCUGUGGUCUAAAGAUGGAGGAGAGCUGCCAGACACUGAGCGUAUGAUUGUGGAGGGCAGGGAACUAACCAUCACCACACUAAACAAAACAGACAAUGGCACAUACCGCUGCGAGGCCAGCAACGACCUGGGGACCAGCAGUGCUGAAUACAUACUGUUUGUAUAUGCCAAAGACUUUCCAGGGCCUACGACAGAUCCUAAUGCUUUAGGACAACAUGGACCUGACCACGCUUUAAUCGGCGGAGUUGUUGCAGUCGUGGUCUUCAUCACCUUGUGUUUGAUAAUAGUUCUUGGACGAUAUCUGGCCAGACAUAAAGGGACAUAUCUAACACACGAGGCCAAAGGAGCAGAGGACGCCCCAGACGCAGACACAGCCAUCAUCAACGCUGAGGGAAACCAUGUGCAUGCAGAGGAAAAGAAAGAGUAUUUCAUUUAGACUUCUGUUGCUUUUU